Molecule: messenger RNA, 1829 nt
Organism: Nothoprocta perdicaria
Lineage: Eukaryota; Metazoa; Chordata; Aves; Tinamiformes; Tinamidae
Gene: TP73
Product: tumor protein p73
Exons: 12
Coding region: 1-1749 (582 amino acids)
Biological process (GO): apoptotic process; regulation of transcription by RNA polymerase II; protein tetramerization
Cellular component (GO): nucleus
Molecular function (GO): RNA polymerase II cis-regulatory region sequence-specific DNA binding; DNA-binding transcription factor activity, RNA polymerase II-specific; protein binding
Source: RefSeq, a predicted model, not a curated record
AUGCUGUACAUUAGCGACCCAAUGCAGCAUUAUACCACGUCCCAGUUUAAUUUGCUGAACAACAGCAUGGAUCAGAGCAUCGGCAGCAGAGCAGCCUCCACCAGCCCUUACAGCUCCGAGCACACCUCCAAUGUCCCAACGCAUUCACCCUACUCGCAGCCCAGCUCUACCUUCGACGCCAUGUCCCCAGCUCCCGUCAUCCCCUCCAACACUGACUACCCCGGGCCCCACCACUUUGAGGUGACUUUCCAGCAAUCCAGCACGGCCAAGUCAGCCACUUGGACAUACUCCCCUCUGCUGAAGAAACUCUACUGCCAGAUUGCCAAGACAUGUCCCAUCCAGAUCAAGGUGUCGACGCCACCGCCGCCAGGCACCAUCAUCCGGGCCAUGCCCGUCUACAAGAAAGCAGAGCACGUGACAGAAGUGGUGAAGCGCUGCCCCAACCACGAGCUGGGACGCGACUUCAACGACGGCCAGUCAGCCCCGGCCAGCCACCUCAUCCGGGUGGAAGGCAACAACCUCUCCCAAUACGUGGACGACCCUGUCACCGGAAGGCAGAGCGUGAUGGUGCCCUACGAGCCCCCACAGGUGGGGACCGAAUUCACCACUAUUCUGUACAACUUCAUGUGCAAUAGCAGCUGCGUGGGAGGAAUGAACAGGAGACCCAUCCUCAUCAUCAUAACCUUGGAAACAAGAGACGGCCAGGUCCUGGGAAGGAGGUCGUUUGAAGGACGGAUCUGCGCCUGUCCUGGCCGAGACCGGAAGGCUGAUGAAGACCAUUACCGAGAGCAACAAGCCCUGAACGAGAGCGCUGCUAAAAAUGGCAGCGCCAACAAGCGCACCUUCAAACAGAGCCCGCAGGGGAUCCCAGCACUAGGGGCUGGCAUUAAGAAACGGAGACAUGGGGAGGAGGAGAUGUACUACGUGCCUGUGCGAGGCCGGGAGAACUUUGAGAUCCUGAUGAAGAUAAAGGAGAGCCUGGAGCUGGUGGAGCUGGUCCCCCAGCAGCUGGUUGACUCUUACCGGCAGCAGCAGCAGCAGCUCCUGCAAAGGCAGAGUCACUUGCAGACACCUUCAUCCUACGGUCCCGUCCUUUCGCCUGUGAAUAAAGUCCAUGGAGGAGGAAUCAACAAGCUGCCAUCUGUCAACCAGCUGGUGGGGCAGCCACCACAACACAGCUCCAACCCAGCACCCGGCCUGGGGCCAAUGGGACCUGGGAUGUUAAAUAGUCACCCCAUGCAACCCAACGGAGAAAUGAACGGAGGCCACUCGUCCCAGUCGAUGGUCUCAGGAUCACACUGCACCCCUCCUCCGCCCUACAACCCUGAUCCCAGCCUUGUCAGUUUUUUAACAGGAUUGGGGUGUCCAAACUGCAUCGACUAUUUCACCUCACAAGGGUUACAGAAUAUUUACCACCUGCAGAACCUAUCCAUAGAGGAUCUCGGAGCACUGAAGAUCCCGGAGCAGUACCGGAUGGUCAUCUGGAGAGGCCUGCAGGAGCUCAAGCAGAGCCACGACUACGGCGCCCAGCAGCUCAUGCGCUCGAGCGGCAGCGCGGGCAGCAUCGCGGUGGGCGGCGAGCUGCAGCGGCAGCGCGUCAUGGAGGCCGUGCACUUCCGCGUGCGGCACACCAUCACCAUCCCCAACCGCGGCGCCGACGACUGGCCCGACUUCGGCUUCGACCUCCCCGACUGCAAGGCGCGCAAGCACUCCAUCAAGGAGGAAUUCACGGAGGGAGAGAUUAACUGACGGCCUCCAGAAGGGAGCAGCGAGAGACUGGACACCGAGUUAGAAGAACAGAGGAAAAGAUGAAACCCCGGAUGAGAAAC